CACCAGGUAGUGUAGAGAAUACACUGUUCUCACUACAGGCACUCACUUUACAAAGUGUUCAUAUUCUCCAGCCCAUUGGGUGUUAGGACAGGGUGACGAUAUGUAACACUACGGGUCAGCGAGCAUUCAAGUGAGAGGGGAGAGGCCCACAGAAUGGAGGGAGACAGAGUGUUUGAACAAGAUGACCCAGAUUCUGUUUAUUGGUUUUUGGAUGAAGAGUUGUGUGAUCACAGCAUGAGCAUGAUGCUGAGGCUGUAGUGUUCCUGCUUCCUGCUGCUGUCUUCAGAGCUGGCCAUGCUCCACUGAUCCUGGCGCUUGCUACACAGGAGUCUGCAGUGCCAGACAUGAGUCAUGCCGACUUUCUCCGCUUGCCAAUAUAUGUGCUGAGACAUGGAGAACGACUCGCACAGACCGGCUAACUGAUAUUUAGGAAAUCGGAUGGAAGAACUGUUCAUGUUCAGAGCAGAAGGGAUACCCUCAACCAUAUAACAAAAUUGACACAUUGGACAUCCGUACCAGCACAAGAUAUCAAGGUGUGUAAAGCAGCUGAGGUUGAUGGAAGGGCAAAGGCCUUGUAACCACCGGAGAUACAGCUUCACCUACAGCAUUACCUGCCCACUGGAUUAAUCGUGUCGUGGAUUAUACCUUGCCGGACAUCUCCAUCACCUCACAGAUUGGCAUCAUGUUUUAGAGGGUGACCACAGAGAGAUAUUUCAUCAAAAAUCCUGAAAACGAGGACAGUGGAUUAAAUCAACAUAUCACCGACAUCAUGAGCAUCAUACGGAAUCUUCAACAUGGUGGCUGUGUGUGCCUUCUGCUGCUUGUCAUCUAUGGUUAUUACGCAAUUCUCAGUGGAAAUGAAGACAGCGGAUUUGACCCGUUUGAAAAAUAUGGCUACUUUCUAACGUGGAUCCUGUUUGCUCCGAGGUUAUUCCUGUACUUCCCAUUGGUAUUUGCUGGCUUCAAUUUCCUUGGGAUAAUAUGCUUUCACACAUUUCCAGAAAAACCACAACUCCAAAGAUCUCCACUUCUAGGACCGUUUUUCUGUUUCCGUGUUGUGACACGUGGAUUAUUUCCAGAGCUUGUGCGGGAAAACGUUGAACGCAACCUCCAAAUCUGUACAAGUGUCGGGCUGCAGAACUUUAUGUUUGAAGUAGUGACUGAUAUUCCUGUAAACCUACCCAAAAUUCCCCGCACAAGAGAACUGGUUGUUCCUCACAACUAUACAACAAGGAACGGAACACUGUUUAAAGCUCGAGCCCUCCAGUACAGCCUAGAACCUGGUGUGGACAUCCUCAGUGAUGAUGACUGGAUUGUGCAUCUUGAUGAGGAGACAAUCCUCACAGAAAGCUCCGUCAUUGGCACCAUCAACUUUGUAUCAGAAGGCAAGCAUUCAUUCGGACAAGGUGUGAUCACGUACAGUAAGGAUAAGAUUGUAAACUGGGUGACCACGCUAGCUGACAGUGUUCGUGUAGGAGUUGAUUAUGGAGCACUACGCUUCUCUCUGCGUACUCUCAACAAACCUUUCUUCAGCUGGAAGGGGUCAUUCAUCAUUGCAAAUGCCGCAGCCGAGAAACACAUAACGUUUGAUCAUGGACCCGAAUCUUCGAUCGCAGAGGACUGCUUCUUUGCCAUGAUGGCCUUCAAAGAGGGCUACAGUUUCGGCUUUGUGGAGGGAGAAAUGUGGGAGCGAAGCACCUUCACACUGAUGGACUACAUCCGUCAACGCCGCUGGAUUCAGGGGAUCUACCUCACGGCCAGCAGUCGAAAGAUUCCCUUCAAGUACAAGAUUGGCGUGAUACUUAUGAGUGCAUCGGGACUAUCUCUCCCCUUCACAACUAUGGGCUUCAUUUUCGGCUACAUCUGGCCCCUGCCAGCCUGGAAUGGCAUUCACCUCAUCCUGUGCUCAUUUCUAGGAACUAUUCUGUUUCUGUUCAUGUUCGGCACAAUGAAAUCCUUCAGUAUUCGAAGGACGGGAGCUUUACAGUGUGUGUUACUGGUGAUAGCCUCUUUGUUUUGUGCUAUCAUCUCCAGUGUUCUAGAAAAUGUAGUAGCCAUCAUGGCCUGGCUACCCCACAAACAGCCUGAGUUUCAGAUAGUUAAGAAAGACAUUCGACUUCAAACUAUUGUCUGAUUCUGACCAUCUUUAGGAUUUUCUCAUUACAAUCAAAGGGAGGUAAUUUCCUCCUUGCUGCAUAAUGCAUCAGGACUGCACUCUGGUGUGAAAGUGGAAUGAUGAUUGUCCAGUGAAUGCUCAAUGCUUUAGCACACAAUUUUAAUUGUACAUUUUAUGUGUUUGAAUUUUACCAAUUUCCAUUCCAAAAACCAUGUUCCAUUGUGCAAGAAUUAGCUGGCAAAUGAAAUAACCAAAGGUAUCCAAUGUGUAACUUUUCAAUCAUUUCCAACCACCACCAAGGAAUACUCAACUCAAGUUUUCAGUGCAUGGUGAUAGGUUUGGCAAAUGAGUUUGAGUUAUGUCUUACAACUAUGUUAAAGAAGCCUCCCGUUCUCCAAAUACUGGACUGAUUUGGCUUUGCCUAGGAAUAUUUCUGUUCACAAAUGAACCAUGUUAAAUAUCUAGGCUGAUAAUCCUGUCGCUUGAAAACAGAUACUUCUCUGUCAGAAUCUCAUGUAACCAAAGUGCUGAUCUGUGAUGUAAGACUCGGAACCACAAGCUCCAAAACAGCAGUGGAGGACAUUCAUCUACUAAAUGGACAGAUUAUCCUUCCAAACACUCAUGACUCUCCUGGCCAUAUCAGAUGUUGUCUCAACAUCCUUGACAAAUAUUUAUAUGUUGCUUUCAACAAAAACAAGAGAGGACUUUACAUCGAAGAUACAUCUCAGCAUUGCAUGACCUCCAAGCACGGCCUUGGUGUGAACACAGGGCUGUUUAGUUCUUAAGUAUCACCUGUAGAGCAGGCUGAUAUUCCACUCAUGGAUGGAUAAUUUUCAUAUCAUUGUUACAAAUUAAGUGCAGUCUGUUUUACAAUCAAUUUUAUAUCUUUUAUUGAUUCAAUCUAUCGACCAUCAUGUCUCCUGCGGUUAAAAACAAGUUUAUUUUAAUCCUUCAGUGUAAGAAAGUUAAAUGAAUUCUAAGGAGGAGGGGUUGGGUGGGAGGCUUUGGUUAAGAAAACUCACACUUUCAUGGUUUGAGUCUAUUUGGCACAUACACUUACAUUACUUGCCAUUUUAGAUUUUAUGACCUUGUGUCCUUCUCUUGGAAUUUACAGUUAAAGGGAGAUAACUCAUGUUGAUAGAGCAAUCCAUAGUGACAUUUUAUUCCAUUUUUAGAAGUUCAAGAGUUUUACAUCUAGUACAAUAUAUUUUAUUAUAUUUGCAACCAAUUAAUGACUGAUACCACUUGAACUUUCAAAAAGAGUAUUUGGCAAGCAUUUGACAUCUGAAUGAUUGUUCACAGAAGGCACUGAUGAAGAUAUUUGAACUUUACUUCCCCUUGCCUAUGUACCCUGAACAUGACAGAAACCAUUAAACAGCCGUCUUCCAUACUAACUCUUCUGAAAUAUAUUACAUUUUUCUCAAAGUUUUAUAAUGCACCAGUACUGUGAACAAAAAGAUCUCUAAAGAUUUCUAAAGUUUUUUUACAAUGGACUUGAUGUGAUUUUAAGUAUUUCUAACAAAGCUUUUGUUUUAUUUGUGAUUUUGAUUUUCAGUGAAAACACAAGCCCUACAAUGUUUUAAUGUAUGCUUUUAAUUUCAUCAAGAAUGUGAUCAUUACUAAAAGUUGUCUUUGUUCAGUUGUGUUAGACAUAGUGCUUUUUGUAUGUUUUGAAUGUAAACAAAUACUGAGUCAAAAAGCGGAUUUGUUGAACAACCAGUUUGAUUCGAAGCUAAUUCAGAAAAAGUUAAUUUGGAGUUGUGACAUGGUUGUUUCCUUACAACAUGAGUGUUGUUUAAAAGAAAAGAAGUUGAUUUUGUUGGAUCAGAUGACUCCAAACAAAACAUAGCUUCAGUACACAGCUGCUUGAGCAAAAAUAUUCUACAGCAAAUUAAUUACUUUUUUCCAUAGCUGCUGCCUCAUGUUAAUAUUUUGGUAAAGAUUCUGUGGUCAGAGCACAGUCAAAGCUGAGCUGUCCUCUAUAACUUUGCUGUCUUGGUGCAGGUUAUAUUUGGUUUAAUUCUGAACUGUGCCAAGUUUGCACCAAUGCAAACGAACAAUAAUUUGAUGUAUUUUUGUUUUGAGGACGCUCAUAACUUACUGACCAAAAACAUCCAGGACAAUAAUAGAUUUGUCACAGCAUGAAGGAUUUGAGGAAAUAAUUUCUCCAACCUCUUCUGCUCAUUCAUGAAUCUACAAAUACUCAUGGAUAAGGACAUCUUGCCAAUAGUGUAGGAAGGAGUUGAAUAUACUUCCAUGUGAUUGGUCCUUCCAGUGGAACAUUAUAGUCAUUUACACCAGUUGAUGAGCUUUUUUACAAGCGUGUGAUGAGUGUUAUGUGUGACUGUGCAGCUUAGAGUGUUGACCAGGCAGACCAUUGAAGCUUACAGGGACGGCCAGACUCCUCCUCCGAUGCCAAAUUACAGGUGGCCCAGGGUGGGCGUGCAGUGGGUGGGAGGUGUUCAUAUGUCGUACCAUCAACAGUUACCUAAUAUUGUAUCACCUGUUUGGUCAAAGUGCUGCUCGAAUAUCUGUUAAAUCUUGUAUCACUUCCGUUUUAAGAUUUUCCUAAUCUUCGAAAGCCUCGGCUUUGACUUACUUCCUUGCCUGAAUCAUUUAUUGAGGAAAAUAUCUUCUUGGCCUGCAGUAAAGGUGUGUAUAUGUUGAGAUCAAUAUUUACUUGAAUUUAGUGAUUUAUUGAAUACUAAUGAAACACAGAAUUUGUCAAAUAUGUUCAUGCAUAAAUGUUCUAAAUUUAUAAUUUUCUAUUUAAAGCUAUGGCAUUACAAAUUUAGAGAAAAAAAAUUCUGUGAGCGGUUUGAAACCUCUUAGAACUUAUUCAUCCAGCUCGACUGAACAAGUUUUCAUCCUUAGCCACUGAGGGUGAGCCUGCCAUUAGGCCUGGAGAGUGAGUCCUAAGGGUGGAGCAGUAAGUUAAAGGGUAAGGGCAGCGAGUUCUAAGGGUGAGUCCUUUGGGUGGGGCAGUGAGCUCUAGAUAUGGGGCAGUAAGUUUUAGGUGUGGAAAAGUGAACUCUGGAGAAGGCUUCUAGGUGUGAAACAGUGAACACUAGGGGUGGGGCAGUGAGUUGAGGGCUGGCCUGUCCCUGGGUGGAGGUCUGCCAAAAUGCCUAGGUCUGCCAUGCGAUGAAACAGUAUUUAUUCACCACUACAUGUAGAUCUUUUCUCAACGUAUGGUUAAACAAAUUAUCUUCAAAUUACAAAUCAGAUUUUAGCCUUCACAAUAAUUGAAAACACUAGUGUGAUAUCUAAUUGCUUGAGGCUUUUUGCUUCAUUCAUGAUUAGUGAUUAAUUUCUAGAUUUACAAUAUAUGGUAGAACAAAUGCUCUAGUGAAAUGACUUUUAACCAAGAAAAAAACCCUUUCCAUGUUUGAGGCUAUUCUCAUUCAUGCUCUGCACCUGGUCUUGAAGUUGUGCAGACGUUUUGUCUUAUUUAUUGCUACCUAAAUCAUGUAGCUUGUAUGCUUGGGUACAUUUUGUAUUCUAUUUUAUUUUUUGUAUGUUUUGUAUAUUAUUUUGUCAUGGUUCAUAUCUGUUACAUGGAGUGAAGUACAUGGCUUUUGAUCAUUGUCUUUAUCUCAGUCAUCAUCAUUGCUGCCCAUUCCCUUAUUUCAUGUAACCAAGGCAACGCCGCCAUGGUAACAUAUCAAAGCUUUUCAGUGCUCUUUAUGAAAUAAACCAGUUUUAGGUUUUGAAAGUAGAGUAGUACCUAAAUAAUUAAUUAUUUUUUAUUUCCAUAUCUACCAAAAAUUAGAUAUAUCUUUAUCUAAUUUAACUUCAAACUAUUUGAAUGUGAAAUAUGUCAUCAAAUAUAUCCUGAGAAGCAUACAUUCAGUUGUGUGCUGAAUAUUAGUGAGUAAUGACUUGCCAAGUCAGCAGAUUAACAUGUGGAGAUAUUUCUCAGUUUGUAUGAAGCAUCAGAGUUUAAUGGACCAUCUAUGCACAAACCACCAUCUUUCAGUAGUAGACUGUACUUAUAUCUGUAAUGGAGCACAAAGCGCUAUAGAAAUUGAGAGCUCUGUUUUAGUAAGUUCAUGUGUAUAAUACAGAAUUGCAGCCAAACUACUGAGAAAUCAAUUUUGGUAAAUUUAACUGUAAUGUUGGAAAUUCUGUCCAGUUUGUUUAAUGGUAUGUUUCAGUUUGAUGAAAGGUGUUUGUAGUUCUCGAACUCUGCAGUUGACUAACUUGGAAUUGUCUCCCUUUGAAAACAAGAUUCUCUUUGAUCCUUUACUAAGAUUUGCUGAAGAUUUGUGUAAAAGGCAGUUUGAUAAUGUACUAGUGUGUAAUUUGUGUCAUUUAUCAUUUAAUUGAUAAAAUAAUAUGGCUCUGUAUUGAUAUUUAUCUGUAGUAAUGUAAAAACAGGAGUACUUUAGUAAAAAGUACCGUAUUCAACCCUCAAGACCACCUAAACAGGAUCAUCAUAAAAUGGUAACAAAAUAGCAUUUGUCAUUACAUUUCAAGUAGGAAGAACACCUUGAUGAUAAGAUGUGUGACAACUAUGAGUGCUGUUUGAGUGGAGUGAACAGCUAUAUCUAAAGCGUUUAUAAAGAAUGUGGCACUAAUUUGGAUGAGUACGGUAUUAGGUGUUGGUGUGCUUCAUAUUGUGGAAAUUAUAUAUGUUCAGUAUUAAGAGAUUGAAAUGUUUUGUAUGCGCUAAUCACUGGGCUUGUCUUACACAUCAUACAAGGGAUCAGAUAAAGCCUGUGUGUCAUUCAAAGACAAACCUCGGUUCUCCAGAAUGCACGAUUAUUUGUAAACUUAAAUAUCAUAUUUCAGAAUAUGCUUGAUAAUUGACCAACCAAGCAUUAAUCAGUUGCUUAUGAAUGUAAGCAAAUGUUACAUUUUACAUGCAUUAAAUAAAUUUUACAGUCAUGAUGUUAUGGUAUGUAAUGUUUUCUAUUCAUUCUGGAAUUUGAAGAAUCUGUGAAUAAUAGAUUAUUUAUUAGGUUCAUGUCUUCCUUGUUAUUUGCGUAACUAAUAAAGUAUUAUUCAAACAACGUUACAACAAAGCUUUAUUUGUUUGCAGAAGUUGGUUGUUGAAAAUGCAUUGUUGAUUAUAACUGUGGAAAUAAGACAUAAACUAUUUGUGGGGAAAUGCAUAAUACAAAUGAAAGUAAAAGCUUGCCUUGCUUGACACCACCUUCAUGUUCAUCUUCCUGCCCACUGUAAACAUGGUAACUGUGGAGAAAUAACACAUGCUGGAUUCACUAGAUUGUCCUGUGUUUGAAAUGUUUACCAUGUCUGAAGUGUUUAUAAGAUGAAAUAUUGCUUAUUGAUCUGUGUUGAAUGGAGGCUGUCAAGAAAUCUGGAAAUAUUGCUUUUUCAUGUUUGGAUGUUUUGAGGUAUACUUUUCUCAGUUACUGCAGAACAUAAUUAUAUUGUGUUUUAUGACUCUAUAUUUUUAUUCUGUUUAAUAUUUUUAAAGUAAGCCUGUUGAUAAAAAGGUAUCCAUUUUGUAAGUAAUUGAAACAACAGUUGACUACUUUUAUGAAGUAUCAGGCAAAACCAGUAUGUUUUUCUUUUUUUUUUUUAAUGAAAAAGCUAAGUUACCAAAACUACAAACAAGAGUGUUGUGUCAAGAGCAUCCACAUAGCAACACACUACAUUCACAUUUCAAAAUCUUCUUUGAAACAACUAGCUUGUGAUCCAACCAAAAAUGUAAAAUUGUUGAAGUGAUGUUCUGAAAUCUGCUGUCAUCAAAAAUAAUAUAUUAAAUGAAAGGCCUCCUAUUAUCCCAAUUACAUUUUUGUUAUGUUUCUUCAUGUUUCAGCUUUGGCAUGUUGGUCAAUACAAAUGAAUCUGUAAUACAAUAAGAAAACUAUAAAAGAAUUGCUCACUUUUGAGUUCCUCUGACAUGUUAGGCGCUGCCAGAUGCUGCCAUGUUAGGCGCUGCCAUGUUGGAUGCUGCAGCUGCUGUUGUCACAGACUGGUGUAAUAAGCUCUUUGUUUAGCUUGUUCAGUCAACUCGCUACCUUCAGGUCAAGAAGACUGCUUCCUGGGUCAAAUGUACUAUCAGGUCAAGAUGGCUGGCUUAUGUAAGUCAUCUGUACCUUCAGGUCUUGAUAAGUUGUUUAUGUAACAGUCAGCCAUGUACCUUCAGGUCCUGCUGGCUUGUUUAUGUAACAGUCAACCAUGUACCUUCAGGUCCUGCUGGCUUGUUUAUGUAACAGUCAACCAUGUACCUUCAGGUCCUGCUGGCUUGUUUAUGUAACAGUCAGCCAUGUACCUUCAGGUCCUGCUGGCUUGUUUAUGUAACAGUCAGCCAUGUACCUUCAGGUCCUGCUGGCUUGUGUAUGUAACAGUCAACCAUGUACCUUCAGGUCCUGCUGGCUUGUGUAUGUAACAGUCAACCAUAUACAUGUACAUUCAUGUGUUGUUGGCUUGUGUAUGUAACAGUCAAUUGCAUAUGUUCAGGUCAAGAUGACUUAUAUAUUUGUGUGUGGUCAUGUGAAUAUGUUCUGUAGGGGCUUUUUUAUUACAUAUUAAACUUUUAAACAUA
Molecule: messenger RNA, 8633 nt
Organism: Haliotis rubra (blacklip abalone)
Lineage: Eukaryota; Metazoa; Mollusca; Gastropoda; Lepetellida; Haliotidae
Product: beta-1,4-mannosyltransferase egh-like
Exons: 5
Coding region: 770-2134 (454 amino acids)
Cellular component (GO): cytoplasm
Molecular function (GO): beta-1,4-mannosyltransferase activity
Source: RefSeq, a predicted model, not a curated record